UUCCGCCAUUUUGAAGAACAUUUCUUCUUCCUCGAAGAGAGCAGGGAUAGUUCGUCGAUCUCGAAUUUAACAUACAUCAAAUCAUUAUAUUCGGAACUUUAUAGGAAAAAAAGAACAUAGCUGUACAUUAAUUUUUAGGUAGUGUCCGCUUACAACUAUUUUCCCCACGCUUUUUUCCUAAUUGUAGUUAGAUUGUCAUUCGGAAGAAACGCUAUGCCGAGUCACCCGCUGCGCGUGGCGGUGGUGUGCUCGAGCAACCAGAACCGCAGUAUGGAGGCGCACAAUAUUCUCAGCAAGCGUGGUUUCGAGGUGCGGUCAUUCGGGACCGGGACCCACGUGAAGCUACCAGGCCCAGCACCAGACAAGCCCAAUGUGUACGACUUCAAAACUACUUAUGAGCAGAUGUACAACGAUUUAGUGCGCAAAGACAAGGAACUAUACACGCAGAACGGCAUCCUGCACAUGCUGGACCGCAACAAGCGCAUUAAGGUGCGGCCCGAGCGCUUCCAGAGCUGCAAGGACCAGUUCGACCUGGUGAUCACCUGCGAGGAGCGGGUCUACGACCAGGUGCUGGAGGACCUGAGCUCCCGGGAACAGGAGACCUUCCAGCCAGUUCACGUCAUCAACGUGGACAUUCAGGACAACCACGAGGAGGCCACGCUGGGCGCCUUCCUCAUCUGCGAGCUUUGCCAAUGCAUUCAGCACACCGAGGACAUGGAGAACGAGAUGGACGAGCUGCUGCAGGAGUUUGAGGAGAAGAGCAGCCGGCCCUUCCUGCACACGGUCUGCUUCUACUGAGGCGCGCGCGGCCCCCCUCCGCGGCAGGCCCACGCCCACGCGCGGCACGCAGCCCGCACCCGCCGCCUCACACGCACCCCCACCCCCCCCCAAACCUGCAGAAGCGCCCCUAGCGUCCCGUCGCCUGGCAACCCGGCUUAAAAAGCGCCCGAGCGCGGAGAGGUGUGGGGAAACGCUGGUCCUGGCCGUGUGCUCCCUGCAGGGCUGUACAGAGUCCGGCCACAUCGCUACGCGGGUUACCCUCACACUCAUUCACACGGUGAAGCCCCUCAUAUAAAUACACACACAC
Messenger RNA from Anguilla anguilla (European eel), 1087 nucleotides. RefSeq names its product SSU72 homolog, RNA polymerase II CTD phosphatase (gene ssu72). NCBI's taxonomy places the organism in Eukaryota, Metazoa, Chordata, Actinopteri, Anguilliformes, Anguillidae. Gene Ontology annotation, cellular component: nucleus; mRNA cleavage and polyadenylation specificity factor complex. The record is from RefSeq and is a predicted model, not a curated record. Bases 214 to 798 code for a protein of 194 amino acids. The transcript is spliced from 5 exons. Gene Ontology annotation, biological process: termination of RNA polymerase II transcription. Gene Ontology annotation, molecular function: RNA polymerase II CTD heptapeptide repeat phosphatase activity.